This is a messenger RNA of Prorocentrum cordatum, 303 nucleotides long. The record is from the annotation of a GenBank genome assembly. NCBI's taxonomy places the organism in Eukaryota, Dinophyceae, Prorocentrales, Prorocentraceae.
AUGACUGCUGGCAGGAUGCCGCUCGCAGUUUGGAUUGCUUCGUGGGAGGCGUCUCUAAAACAAAUUCCUCUCAGCUGUAUGUUUUACCGUUGGAGAAAGUUCGAACGCAUCCGCUCUUCCUCCUUCCGAGGUGCGUAUGGCGUCGGUGUGACGCACAGUGAGUUCACGCACAAGGCUACUAGACAACGCAUGCAUCUCAAUAACACAGCUUUCCGAGCAGUCAGCCUCGCGAAGCACUUGGCGCCUGCUCUUAUGUGGAGCGUGGUGAGCGGUUGUGAGAUGGAGGAUGUCCUGGUUGGCUGA